CAUGAAUAUAUUUUCUAUCAUCGGAGUGAUAUACAUCGUUCAUAACUUUUAUGCUAACUGCAAGCCUGGUUUUGAGCAAACAAGUGCGUUGUUCCCGGAUGGAAAAUCAACCUCUGGAAUGGAUGACGGAAGCUAUAAUGGCUACGACAAUCCAGAAUAUUCAUUUAAUGCACCGGCAGAACAGGGUAAAAUCAGUGGUAUGAGCGCCUUUAGCGACGAAGAAGUUUCACUAGCUCUUGAUCGAUUAACGCUGCGCGAAUUGAAUCAACUUUCUCGACUGAUUGACAACGAAGAGAAAGCCGAUAGAAUUCCAUCGAAAAGAAAUGUUACCAGUCCAAGAAUUCACAAUUACAACAAACGUGAAGAGGUACGUGAGAAGAAAAGGACUGGUAUUGAGGUAAUCAAAUCAUGGUUCUCGAGAACGAGUCCGACAAAAAGCACUAGAAGACCCACGGUGGAAAGUACCACAACCACCAGCACUGUUGGCACAACAUCAUCAACGAAAACCACCAAACAUGUGCCUAUCAAAACCAACUUCCCAAGUUACGGUCCAGGACACUUAGGAGUUCAAUCUAGAGUUAAUCAUUCAAAACCAGCUAUGAGGAAUACCCAAGUGACAGUGAAACUCCUCAAUGAAUCAAAUGCAAUCUCGAAACAUUCUAUGCGUUCAGUUCCAUACAACAAUCAUCAAUCAGAUGACCACAUUCGGCGGCCGCUCAGUCGAAGAGAACGCAAACGAAGGAUGUCCGGAGGUCACAGUUACAAAUCGGAGGAAGUAUCACUUGUUACCGGGACGUCGGGUACUCUGGAAGAUUCAUUUCCAGAUCCCACUUCAUCAGCGGAAGCGCGCAGCCCACUCGAAAGUCUUGUGCGAGUAAAACGAGAAUAG
Toxorhynchites rutilus septentrionalis is the source of this 889-nucleotide messenger RNA. RefSeq lists its product as uncharacterized. NCBI's taxonomy places the organism in Eukaryota, Metazoa, Arthropoda, Insecta, Diptera, Culicidae. The record is from RefSeq and is a predicted model, not a curated record. The transcript has 2 exons. The coding region runs from base 2 to 889 and encodes 295 amino acids.